Messenger RNA from Mesocricetus auratus (golden hamster), 2751 nucleotides. It is a transcript of the gene Slc1a5, whose product is annotated as solute carrier family 1 member 5. Bases 582 to 2237 code for a protein of 551 amino acids. NCBI's taxonomy places the organism in Eukaryota, Metazoa, Chordata, Mammalia, Rodentia, Cricetidae. Gene Ontology annotation, cellular component: plasma membrane. Gene Ontology annotation, molecular function: neutral L-amino acid transmembrane transporter activity; L-aspartate transmembrane transporter activity; symporter activity. The record is from RefSeq and is a predicted model, not a curated record. Gene Ontology annotation, biological process: L-aspartate import across plasma membrane. The transcript has 9 exons.
CUUCCGUCCAGCCGCCUCAGAGCCACGCGGCGGGUCGCCUGGGAGGUGUUUUCUUCAGAGCUCGUUGGCGCCACUUUCCACAUCCUCCGGCUGCUGUCUAUUUGCAUUUGAGAAUCUGAUUUCCUCUCCAGGACGGGAGAUCCUCAGUCUCCUCUUCCUAGGACUCCAGUAUCCCGGGACCGACAGCCAGGAGCCCUAACCCUGGGAUCCCGGGCUCCUGGAGCCAGGAGGCAUCCCGGAUCUACGCCACCUGGAUUGAGCUUCUUGAAGACCUCAGCCACUUGGGCGUCCUCAAGCCUUCCCGGAGCCAAAGAUCCCCACGUCCUGGUCUGAAGAACUGCCCCCCAAAAGAAAACCAGCGCAGGCGCUCUCAAUUCCCAGUUUUCGGGGGUCCGAUACCACUGGGGAAAGAAAAGGGGUCUCGGCGCACAGCCUAGGGAGCUUAGGACCCUCCAGCCUUCGAGAGCCAGCGGACCCACGACUUCAAGGACCCCCUGCAAAGUUCCCGCCUCGACUCUCCGCCUCAGGAACAUUGCACCCAGUCUCCAGGCGCUCAAGGAACCCCCCAAUCGCGGCUCAGCAUGGUUGUGGAUCCCCCUAAGACCGACACCAAAGGGGUGAUGGCGGUGGAUCCCACCGCCAACGGUGCCCCGGCGCUGGGCUCCGGAGAAGACCAAGGCGCCAAAGCAGGUGGUUGCUGCGGUUCCUGGGACCAGGUGCGCCGCUGCCUUCGCGCCAACCUGCUGGUGUUGCUCACGGUGGCGGCGGUGGUGGCCGGCGUGGUGAUAGGGCUGGGGGUCUCGGCGUCGGGCGGUGCUGAAGCGCUGGGCCCCGCGCGCUUGAUCGCCUUCGGCUUCCCGGGAGAGCUGCUGCUGCGUCUGCUGAAAAUGAUCAUCCUGCCGCUGGUGGUGUGCAGCUUGAUCGGAGGUGCGGCCAGCCUGGACCCUAGCGCGCUGGGCCGUGUGGGCGCCUGGGCGCUGCUCUUUUUCAUGCUAACCACUCUGCUCGCGUCCGCGCUCGGCGUGGGUUUGGCUUUGGCGCUGAAGCCCGGCGUCGCCUUUACCGCUAACAACGGCACGAUCGGAGGCACCAGUGUCCCCAAAGCACCCACCAAGGAGGUGCUGGAUUCCUUCCUGGAUCUCGUGAGGAAUAUUUUCCCCUCCAAUCUGGUGUCUGCUGCGUUCCGCACUUAUGCAACCUCAUACGCAUCGAAAACAUCUGAGACAAAGCAGACUACCAGCUGUUCAUGGAGAGAGUACAACGCCACCAUGAUCCAGCUGGGAUGUGAGGAAGAGGGCAUGAACAUCCUGGGCCUGGUGGUGUUCGCCAUCGUCUUCGGUGUGGCCCUGAGGAAGCUGGGACCUGAGGGCGAACUGCUCAUUCGUUUCUUCAACUCCUUCAAUGAUGCCACCAUGGUCCUGGUCUCCUGGAUUAUGUGGUACGCCCCUGUGGGCAUCCUGUUCCUGGUGGCCAGAAAGAUUGUGGAGAUGGAAGACGUCCGCCAGGUCUUCAUCGGACUCGGCAAGUACAUCCUGUGCUGCCUCCUGGGUCACGCCAUCCACGGACUCCUGGUUCUGCCCCUCAUCUAUUUCAUCUUCACCCGCAAAAACCCCUACCGAUUCCUGUGGGGUAUCAUGACGCCACUGGCCACAGCUUUUGGGACGUCUUCUAGCUCUGCCACGCUGCCCCUGAUGAUGAAGUGUGUGGAGGAGAAGAACGGGGUGUCCAAACACAUCAGCCGCUUCAUCCUGCCCAUCGGCGCCACGGUCAACAUGGACGGGGCGGCGCUGUUCCAGUGUGUGGCUGCAGUGUUCAUUGCUCAGCUAAAUGGGGUGUCCCUGGACUUCGUGAAGAUCAUCACCAUCCUGGUCACGGCUACUGCCUCCAGUGUGGGGGCCGCAGGCAUCCCUGCAGGGGGUGUCCUCACGCUGUCCAUCAUCUUGGAAGCCGUCGGCCUCCCUGUCAAGGACAUCACCUGGGUCUUGGCUGUGGACUGGCUAGUGGACAGGUCCUGUACCAUCAUCAAUGUGGAAGGGGAUGCCUUCGGGGCAGGGCUGCUUCAAAGUUAUGUGGAUCGUACCAAGACGCCAAGCUCAGAGCCUGAGUUGAUCCACGUAAAGAAUGAAAUGCCUCUGAGUCCACUGCCCCUCGCCCCAGAGGAGGGGAACCCCCUUCUCAAACAAUACCGGGGACCCGCCGGGGACGCUGCCACGUGUGAAAAGGAAUCUGUGAUGUGAACAUCAGGAGGGAUUUCUAUGCCCUGGAAGUGCAUAUCUGAAGGCUGGAGAAACUCCAGGGGAGGAGUUUACACGGUCCAGGAAAAACUAGGGGUCCCUAUCUCCUUCCUGGAACGGAUAUCGGGGCCUCAUUGCUGAGGUACAUGUGCUUAUAUAUGAAUGUGUCCACAAAUCUUCCCCCAUCCUGGCUCCCACUCAAGGAGAUAACAUUCUCUGUUACCCAGAGCCAUCCAGUCUACCUGUCAACCCACUAGAGUCCUAGCCUUUGAAGGCAGAAGUAUUGUGAUGUGAUGCUAUCUAAUGGCUGUAGCUGGUGUGUGUGUGUGUGUGUGUGUGUGUGUGUGUGUGUGUGUGUGUGUGUGUACACUCGUGUGUGGUGCUUGUGCACGCUGUGACCUUCCCAGUAGUCCCUCCAUGACAACAAACACUCCCCCACAAGUCCCAAGGAAAGCCAAGGAUAAAUAUUGUCACUCCAGAUCACAUUUUUUAAAGCAAUAAAAUGGUGUCAAAUGUA